AAAAAUUAUUUUUAAAACCUUGUCUUCAUUGAAACCAUUUAUAAAACGUGCCCGUGCUUUUAACAAUAUCAUCAGUUUGUUUUUUAAUUCAAGUGUUACGUUUUAAUCAUAUGUGUGGUUGAAUUGAAUUAGCUUUUAUGUUUUAUUUUCAUUGCUCAUGGGAAAAAACAAUAAUGUCGUAAGUGUUUCGAGUCAUGUCAGAGGAACAUGACGAGAAGUGUGUUACAAGUGAUAAAGAAGACGCACUGUGUGAGAACGCGUGUACUGAAGUGCCAGAAAAUACGGAACCUAGUGCCAAUACAAGUGCCAUAGAGGAUAGUGUACAAGACUCGAUAGAAGAGGCCAAGAAGGGAACAUUAUGUUGGGCGGAAGAAGGUACGCAGUGUCGUGUGUCCUGGAGCUUGCCAGAAGGCACCGCGACUCCGAAGGAUUAUGUGGCGUUAUGUCUUACAGAUCCCGCAAGCAUCGCCGGCAUCGCCAGGCUCGUGCCGGCGACCGGAUGCGACACUGGCCACAUAAUGUGGCUGCUUGAUGAGCCCAAUCAACCUUAUGAAGAUUGCGAGCAGCUUCUCUGUUUUCGCUAUUACAAUGGCGAUGAUGACGAAUGCGUGGCAGAAUCCUCUGCUCUCCCAACACGGUUCAAAGUCGACCUUAAGAAACUGCCGCUUCGGCUUAAGGAAGGCAUUUCACGGAAGAGAAGCGGCGAUCAAGUAUCGCCGUUCUCUUAUAACAAUGAGAGCUUUGAAAUGAAUUCAGAGAAUAGUCCCCGAAUUGAACGAGUUUGUCCAAGUCAAGAUAUCAAGCAUUUAAGCGAAGAUGUCGAUAAGUGCUCAAUUAGUUCUUUAGAAAGGAGCGGGACUUCGAAUCUCGACCCAACAAAAUGUGAUCCUAGCAAAUCUCUAGUUAGUAAUAUAAGUAAGGAAUCUCCUUUUGUAAAUAACGAAUCUCAGAGUACGAUAGAUUGUAAACCAACGUCAUCGGGUGUAAAAAAGAAAUGUCCACCACCUGUCGAUACCGGAGGCGGCCAGCCGUUAAAUGGUGUUAAGAAAAAAAGUAAUUUUAGUACUGGUUUGGAAUCUCCGUCUUCACCAGAUACGGAAUACUAUAAAAUUUGGUCACCACAGAAUCCAUGUAAAAUAAUGAAAUUUGUGUAUGAUGUUGAAGGUGCCAAUAUACCCAAUGAAGCGCAGAAAUCUCCAGUCCCCCCUUUACCGCCGAGACAAUCGCAUAAGCCUUUGGAACGAAUGCAUGCGUUACCUCCAGCUGUACAAAGACAUAGAAAACCUAAAAAAUUGACUAAACCAGAAGACGCCUUUACAUUUGAGUUAAUAGAUACAGAUGAACAAUUUUUUACUGAUAAAAAUAUAUCAAAUUCAGCUGGGUUGCAAAGUGAUAUCAAUGAUUUUAAACCAGGAGAAUUUUAUUCAAGCAAGCCAAACCAUCUUCCAUCAACAACAAACGUCAAUCAGUGUCAUAAUGUGGCACCAUUAGCUACACCAGAAACUGAAGGUAGUUUGUGUGAAUCCACAAUAUCAUCUAUGAAAGUAUCUAAAUUGACGGAUGAUAAAAAAUUAAAUAUUGUACCUGAAGGCACACCUAGUGUAAGUAGAAAAAAUAUUAUGUUCAUUAAGGAUAUAGGCCCUGAUAACUAUAUAACUACAACAUUUGCGCGGAAAGAUAAAGAUAUGGUAGACGGCAUACAUUUAACUCCUAAUCAUGCAAAAUCGGAAGAAAAAGCGCAAAAUACCUUUUUAAAUGACAUCAGUAAUAAUGCUGAUUUCGAAGACGAUAAUAAAAAUCAAAUUGAGGAAAAAGAAAUAACUGUUAAAGGCCACAAACCUCUCACUAGGCAAAAUUCCGGUCGGGCAAACACACCGACUAUGAUGACAGCUUUUCUUAAUUCAUCUCAUAUAGACGGACCUAGUAGGGAAAGUGAAAGUAAUAGCCCUAACGGUCCAAGUUCUUGUAAUUCCUCACAUUCUACAUCUCCCGUCGACGAAGGAUGUAAAGGUAUACCCAAUGUGGGUACGUUAUUGAUGAAUCGCAAAUAUUCAUGCGACAGCUCCACUCCCAAGCAUUCAAGUUUACCAAGACAUUUAUUAAAAAAUCUAGGAUGUGAAAGUACUCCAAAACAUUCCCCUCACCGGACUAACUUUCUUAAAGAUGUGCCAGAUAGUCCAGCGAGGCCACAUCCUCGAGUUUUAACUCGAGUAGCAGCUCUUGCUGGCUCAGCCGUUCCGCAAUGUCCUCCAACACCGACUCACCACGCCCGACGGCCACGUCCUUUGCCACCCUCAGAUUUACACCCACCUCCUGUGCAAAGCUCAGAGAACCGACUUCACGAAAAUUUCGAAAUGGUUGAAUUCACUAAUGAAUUGAGGACAUCGGAGAUAAGAUCUCCGAAUCUAGAAUUUAUGAACAGCAAUCAUUUCACAAUUGUUCACGCUGGGCCUCCGGACGAUGUUGUGUUAAGGAGACCACCGCCCAUUGAAGAUAUUGACGAUAAUGAUAAUGCCGUAGCGUCUCCAACACCUCUACGGCAUAUGGCUGGUAUAAGAUUACCUUCAAUACCUGAACGGACGUCACGGCAGAUGGCGCUGACAGGAGAUUUUCCCGCCAAUAUGAUUGGGGGAAUUAUCGAAUGUGAAGAACCACUGCCUCCUGGAUGGGAAGCACGUAUGGAUAGCCACGGCCGAGUAUUCUAUAUUGACCAUAUAAAUCGUACAACGACUUGGCAAAGACCAGCAGCCAAUGGAACAUCUCCAAGAUCACCUGCACCAGAAAUACAGAGGAGGCAAUUAGAUAGAAGGUAUCAAUCAAUCCGCCGUACCAUGACCCGCUCUCAGUUGGGGGGCGAGGAGGAGCGCGUGAGCUCGUCCCCUCCCCCCGCAGCGAGUACCUCCCGGCCCGAGCCGCAAGUACCACACGCGCCACACCCCGCGGCUGAGUUCCUAGCUAGACCGGACUUCUAUUCGAUACUCCAUAUGAACUCUGAAGCAUCAUCACUUUACAACUGCAACUCCACUCUAAAGCACAUGAUAUCAAAAAUACGUCGAGACACUUCAUCCUUCGAGCGGUAUCAACACAAUAGAGAUCUUGUCGCCUUAGUCAAUAUGUUCAGCGAGUCUGAUAGAGAACUGCCGCUGGGAUGGGACACUAAACUCGAUAGAAAUGGAAAGCGUUUCUUCGUGGACCACGUGAUGCGCCGCACCACGUUCAUCGACCCGCGCCUCCCGCGCGCCCCCCAAGCGGGCCCCUUCUCGCCCCUCCUACCGCCGAGACGGCGGCUCAUACACCACGAUCAGGCGCCAACUCCACCUCCGAGGCCGCCAAUCACUUCGUCGGAUACUUACACGCAUCAAACUCAAGAAAUUCCAGUUGCUUAUAACGACAAGGUGGUAGCGUUCCUUCGGCAGCCAAACAUAAUGUCAAUACUCCGUGAAAGGUGCGGGGGCUGUAACAACUCCAUACGCGAGAAGGUGAACGCUGUGAGGGUGGAAGGCGCCUCUGCCCUGGCGAGAUUCCAGAACGACGUUCAACUGACAUGUCUGCUUAGCCUGUUCGAGCAAGAGAUCAUGAGCUACGUGCCGGCAUCUGGGUGCGGGGCGAGUGCGGCGCCCUCACCGGCCGCGUCUCCGGCCGCCGCCCGCAGCACGCGGGCCCCGGCGCCCCAAAGGAGGGACUUCGAGGCCAAAUUGAGGGCUUUCUACCGAAAGCUCGAGAGCAAAGGAUAUGGACAGGGGCCGGGGAAAUUGAAGCUGCACAUUCGCCGCGAGCACCUCCUCGAAGACGCAUUCCGACGCAUCAUGUCCUGCAGCAAGAAGGAGCUGCAGAAGGGCAAGCUGUGCGUAGUGUGGGAUGGCGAAGAGGGCCUCGACUACGGCGGUCCGAGCCGGGAGUUCUUCUUCCUGUUAUCGCGGGAACUCUUCAACCCCUACUAUGGCCUGUUUGAGUACUCCGCGAACGACACGUAUACCGUGCACGUGUCGCCGAUGUCGGCGUUCGUGGAUAACCAUCAUGAAUGGUUCAGAUUCUCCGGUCGCGUGCUAGGGCUGGCGCUAGUGCACGGCUAUUUACUAGAGGCGUGGUUCACACGAGCGCUGUACCGCGCGCUGUUGCGCCUGCCGCCCGCGCUAGAAGACGUUGACGCGUUGGACGCGCAAUUUGCCGCAUCGCUGCGGUGGUUGCAGGCGGCGCGCUGCGUGUCGUCGCUGGAGCUGACGUUCGCGGUGUCGGAGCGCGGCGCGGACGGGCGCGUGGCGGAGCGCGAGCUGAAGCCGGGCGGGCGCGACGUGCCCGUCACCGAGCGCAACAAGAAGGAGUACCUCGAGCGGCUCGUGCGCUGGCGCGUGCACCGCGGCGUCGCGCCGCAGACCGAGUGGCUCGUGCGCGGCUUCCACGAGGUGGUAGAUCCGAGGCUAGUAGCGGCGUUCGACGCUCGCGAACUUGAGCUGGUGAUAGCCGGAGCGCCCGAACUGGACGUGGCGGACUGGCGCAGCAACACCGAGUACCGCGGCGGGUAUCAUGAUGCGCAUCCCGUUAUAGUCUGGUUCUGGCAGGCUAUCGAUAGAUUUACAAAUGAGCAACGUCUGAGACUUGUACAAUUUGUUACUGGAACAUCGUCCAUACCUUACGAAGGAUUCUCAGCAUUACGAGGUUCGACCGGACCGAGACGCUUUUGCAUAGAGCGGUGGGGGAGAGUAGAGUCCCUGCCCAGAGCUCAUACCUGCUUCAACAGACUAGACUUACCACCAUAUCCAACACCACAGUUGCUUCAUGAAAAAUUACUGUUAGCUGUAGAAGAAACCAAUACUUUUGGCAUUGAAUAGACAUCAAAACAUCCGUGUUCCCAGCCUACUUUUGCUGGUAGUGUUUCAAAGUUAACAACCCAGCAGUUUUUAUGGUUGAUUGAAAAAUAAUUCUCAACUCUCUUUGUUAUGACUGUGUAAAUAACAUUUAAUUGAUAGUAUGGCCGAGACAAACAGUGAUAGUGGUGAUGUCUUUAUUAUAUAUUGUAUGUAGAUGUGCGAGGCAUUUAUCAAAACAAAUGGCCACUUAUCUGUCAAGGAUUGUACUUUAAUGCUUUAUUUGUAAGUUAACUGUAUUGUGGCUGUGAAACAGGCCCCCGAGCCAUGUUUAGUUAUUACGCUUUGUCACUAAUUUAUAAUUUUAUUAACCUUUUGAUGGCCAAUUAAAUGUAAUUUAUAUCAGCAUUAUUAAACAUUACUCGCACCAAAAUAAUAUGUACUUUAAUUAGUAUUAAGUUAUGUUAAUACAGAAAAUAAGGGUUUGUAAAAGUAUUGGCUAAAACAGAGAAGCUAUUGAAUCUAUAUCCUUAUAACCUUUCAUUACUUCCUAGUCAGCUCAUUAAAAAAAAAUUGCUUAUAAUAAAUUGGCAACAUAAAGUUUAUUAUUUCCCCCAAUAGUUAGUCUAUUUAAAUUUAAGAAAUGUAAUUAAUUGAUGUGAAAAUGUGGAUGUUGUGAUGUUUGCUAAUAUUGAUGUUCCUUGGUUAUAUAUAGAGAAUGUAUAGAUAUUCAUAAACUGCUCAAGAUUGCGCAUAUAGCAUAGAACGCUGUUAACCAUCGAUAGAAAUUUCUGAGCAUCUAAUUCCAUUGUAAAUACAUUAUUUAUUGCGCUUAUAUUACACUCAAGUGUAAGAUCGUGUUUAUUUCUGUACGUAAAUAAUAGUUCUAUUGUGUUGAAUAUUUAACUACCUUUGAGUAUUGUUUUAUUGUGUAAAAAUUCUAAGUAAUUUGUUUUUGUGUGAAAGUGAUCAAAUGUGUCAAUAUACUAUAUUAAUUACAAUAUUUGUUUCAUUUAAUCCCAUAAUCUCGAGUUAACUGUGACAUCAACAACAUUUUUAAACAGUUAAAACCAUAAAACUCUAUGGGUUCGUAUUUUAAACUUGAUUAAUACUACAUAUAGUCAUAUCCCUGAUUCUUAUUCCUUCAUAAAAGAAAUAUACAGGGGGAGGAAAAUUUAUAAAAAUUAAUAGAAUGGACUAACAGUUACUUACUAGUAAUGAAAAAAGGAAAACUUCACACAUACAAAAUGUUUAUUUUUCAAGAAGUUUGUGUAACAACAAAAAUCAACCUUGUUAUUUUACGACCUUAUCUUUAAAUUUUUAAGACUAUUUACAGAUUUAAGUUUGCAUUUGUCAACACAAAGUCAUGACACAAAAUGCAAUAAGGGUUAUUUUCACAAAUGCUUUAUUCUAAAUUGUGACGGAGUUCAUUCAAUAUAGCGUGUCACAGUCUAUGAGUUUAAAAUCUUAUUCAUACAACUUAUUAAAUGUUAAAACCAUAAGCUGAUGUGAUUACAAUAAAAAGCUACUGUUAUUUAACGUUUCAUAUGCAUAAAUGUAGCAAUCUCUUAGUAAAGAAAAAAA
This is a messenger RNA of Zerene cesonia (dogface butterfly), 6389 nucleotides long. It is a transcript of the gene Hecw, whose product is annotated as E3 ubiquitin-protein ligase HECW2. The coding region runs from base 195 to 4829 and encodes 1544 amino acids. Gene Ontology annotation, biological process: regulation of dendrite morphogenesis. Gene Ontology annotation, molecular function: protein binding; ubiquitin-protein transferase activity. Lineage: Eukaryota; Metazoa; Arthropoda; Insecta; Lepidoptera; Pieridae. The transcript is spliced from 16 exons. The record is from RefSeq and is a predicted model, not a curated record.